Molecule: messenger RNA, 1493 nt
Organism: Ananas comosus (pineapple)
Lineage: Eukaryota; Viridiplantae; Streptophyta; Magnoliopsida; Poales; Bromeliaceae
Product: histone-lysine N-methyltransferase ATXR4
Exons: 8
Coding region: 165-1202 (345 amino acids)
Cellular component (GO): nucleus
Molecular function (GO): protein binding
Source: RefSeq, a predicted model, not a curated record
GAAACAGCAGCGCCGACUAUUGUUUACCCAGCAAAAUGGAAAGAUAAAGUCGGUAACGUAUUUAACAGAGAACGCCGAAUUCAGUUCAUAAGCGGCGACAAAUAACACGGUGAAAUUAGUUUCUCCACUCUCGGCUUCUUCCUUCUCGCGACUACCUCCAGCAGAUGCUCUGCGCGGUGCGACGCCGCACUACGUCGGAGCUCCGCCGCAUGCUCUGCCGCCAAAACAUAAACCCUCCUCCUCUGCGCUCCGUCUCCACCGCCGCCGGCGCCGGCGCCGGCGCCGGAGAUCCUCCUACUAGGCCCGGCCCUCCGCCGAUCCGAGUCGCGCUCACCGAGUCCGCAGGGAGGGGGGUGUUCGCCACGCGCGCGAUCGGCGCCGGCGAGCUCGUCCACUCCGCUAAACCCCUCGUCGCCCACCCCUCCCCUUCUCAUCUCCGCAAGGUAUGCUAUUAUUGCCUGAGGAAGAAAGGGAGUGAAGCUUCGUUGAUCAGUGAUGAGAUUGCUGGUGAGGAUUUGGGUUCAAAUCCUACUUCUUACUACUUUUGCAGCGAGAGUUGCGUAGAGCCCUCAAAGAUCUUCUACGAAGUUGAGAGGCGAGCAGAUUGGGCAUUGUAUGAUGACCACUGUAGACUACGUGGAUUGAAAUAUCCUUUGAUGGUUAAGCGGCUAGCUUGUAUGGUUAUAUCAGGAGCGGUGCCUGCUGACACUGUUGACAUACUCCAACCAGCUACUUUGCCUCAAGAAGCACUUCUAGAAAUGGAAGAAGAGUUUGCUUUGCUGAGGCACACUUUUAAGAAGGCAUCUUUGCAGGAUGAACUUAUAGCAUUAGUUCUCACAAAACAAUGGUACAUUAAUGUGUUGGCAAGGAUCCGAAUAAAUGCAUUUCGCAUUGAAUUAGUUGGAGGAUCACAUGAGGAUCUUUUUACAUCGGCAGCUGCCUUAGUUGGAAGUGAUGUUUCUGUUGGUAAUGCAGUUUAUAUGGUUCCGUCUUUCUACAAUCACGACUGUGAUCCGAAUGCCCAUAUAGUUUGGUUGGAUAAUGCAGAUGCAAAACUGAAGGCCCUCCGUGAUAUCGAAGAAGGUGAAGAGCUCCGCAUUUGCUACAUCGAUGCGAGCAUGAAUCUUGAUGCUCGACAGAAGAUUCUUGCUGAAGGAUUUGGUUUCCAGUGCAAUUGUCUCCGGUGCUUAUCCGGGGAUUAAUAAGCAUUUGCAUUUUUUUUGCACAUUAUAUUUCUCGGGAACAUUUGUUUUUUAAAAUCGAAUAGCAUUUUGGAGCCAGGUUGCCUGUAGACGGACUGGGCCUAGACUUGGGCUGAGACCUGAUAUUCUGAAUUUGGUCUGGUUUGGUUUGGGCCUGUAAAGCCCAAAACUAUUUUCCUGGGCCGUGUCUAUGUUUAUUUUAGUUUUAAAUGACGGGCCAUACGGCCUUGUUAAGUCACCUUGGUCUGGCAUUCAAGUUCCUAAGUGAACAGCAACACGCAACUAAUAAGA